Aedes albopictus (Asian tiger mosquito) is the source of this 2632-nucleotide messenger RNA. RefSeq lists its product as uncharacterized. The coding region runs from base 835 to 1824 and encodes 329 amino acids. The record is from RefSeq and is a predicted model, not a curated record. The transcript has 4 exons. NCBI's taxonomy places the organism in Eukaryota, Metazoa, Arthropoda, Insecta, Diptera, Culicidae.
CGGGUGGGUUGUGCAGAUUGGGUGCAGGUUGUGGGAUGGGAUGGUGGGUUGGGUAUGGCAAACGUGCAACCGACGACCCUCUUCCCCCAUCGUCGUUGUCAUUACACUAGUAGACGGAAAGCCGUCCCGCGUCGCGGCGCGCGCGUUUGGGAUUCUUUGUGUACAUGCAGUUAGUUGACGUUGAGCCGCGCAUAUGAUCGGUUGCGUACCAGUCCAGAGCUCUAGGAGUUAUAGUCCACUGCCAACCCAUUCGUUGAUGCCCCGUGUUCAGUGCUAGGUGGUUGGGGUGCAAUUUGGAACGUUGUGGUGUGGGAAGGAAUCCAGGUUGAAUAGAUUGUAGUGAAGUAGAUAGUCGGAGUUUGGGGUGUUUCAUCGUCGCGCCGUAUGGAGAUGGGAUUGUAGAGUGUCGAGCAGGCUCAGUACUGGUGGAUAAUUGCGGCUCCCAAAAAACCGCAAGCUGCACACUUCCCGUUGGGUGUACAGAGCAGAGUGUUUGUGGUGCCGAUUUGGUUGCACGAAGCGACCGGUGUUGUCCAGUGCGCGGUGGUGUACGAAGAUCGAAGAAGAGUGAAGAAUCAAAUAAUAAGCGGUCCAAUAAGUUUGGUCCAAAUUCUGAAGAAUUGUGCAAGUCUCGGCUUACGUUCCGCGAAGAAGCUUAGUCCAGAAAAAAAAGAGUCAGUGAAUAAAUCAGACAAAGAGCCCACGCCGGCAGUUAGUGUGCUUCUCUGUUUCCCCCUUUUAUUGGUUCCGUUGUUGGAUUAUUAGGUUCCAGCGUAGUCGCCGUCGUCUGUCUGGAGUGGUCGUCACGUUUGGGAUCCCCAAGAGAGUGUCCCAAUGGCUCCCACAACUGAAAUAGAGGAUAGCAACUCGCGGGAUGAUUGUAGCACCGAUCAGUCAUCACAGUCAUUCGAGGACACCAGUCGCACAUCUGGGUCUUCGAGUUCGACGACAUCGGAACGUGAGUCCGAACGUGGCUUGGUCGUACAAUCCCCGCUCAGCUCCACUGCGUCCAGCGGAAUUGGUGCCAGUACCAGUUUUUCGGUGAUAAAUUAUGUUGGAAAAGCACAGAAGCAAUCGUCUCACAGAUCACCAGUGGUGCGCAGCCGAACCCCGUACGAACGGCGAACUCCAACCCAUUCCAGCCGGGUAGAAUCCAUCGAUGAAACCACGUGCUCUUCGGUAGCGUCUUCGGUGGAUUGCUACUCGAUGGCCGUCGAUUCGGUUUCCGUGGAAGAUGUAGCCGAGAUGGCGGAGCUGGACGAAUGCAGUCGAUCCAGUAGUGAUCAGCAAGCAUUGGCACAACAACAGCAGCAGCAGUUGUUACUUGCGCAGCCCCGUAUUCACCAUGGACCGCGAAGUCAUCGGUCGAUGAGCGUGUCUUCCAGUGGAUGUUCGAGCUCCAUGGAUGAUCGGAAUUGCGACUUUUCGUCGAUGGACAGCGGAAACAGUUGUCGGUGUACGUCCCUCGGCAUUUCCGACUUUGACGAUGACGGUUUCCGCGAGGACGGCAGCGUAUCUUCCAUGUACUCAGUAUUUUCAUCUCCGAGGCCAUACCAUCUGCAUCACCAGUUGCACCACAACCAGCCGAACGUUCCGCACCACCCCAACAACACCAAGGGGCUGUUCGACAUCGCACUGAAAACGGUCAAGCUGAUCCGACGCAACCAGGAGUUGCAGAUGCGAUUGGCACAGCUUCAGCGUGAGACCAAUGCCUUCAUCGAGUCUGUGAUGGCCAAUCCGGAGAAUGAAUCGUUGCGGAACCACAUCCACGCGGGCGGUGGUACUAUCCGGGCAGUGACGCCGGGUGUAGUGGUUCAGAAGUGAGAUGGUACCGACGCUCGCCGGAACGACGUCGGUACCCCCGAGGAAAUCAGCGAUCUCAAUCAUCAUGCUUCGAUAGUUUGCUUUGGUUUGUUCGCUUAGUUCUGCACAAUUCGUGCACCAAUUUAGAGAGUCUGAGUAGAUUCCAAUGACUAGAAGCUUAUUUUGUAGGAACAAUAAGAAGCGCAUCAAAACUGCUAAUAUGAGAUAUCAUUUGGUUGUUCACAAAUAAGUAGUAUUGGUAAGAUUUUUUUUGAGUUUUUUUCCGUAAUCGAAGACGACUGGUAGCGGCGUCGGAAGCGUUCUAAAUGCCCUUAUUUAUUACUACACAAGCUAUUGCAGCUUUGAUGCUAUUGUUCUGAGAACAACACAAUCACAAUCAUAUUUAUAACUGUUCAACAACAGGUUAGACGUAGUUUGCGCCAACCAGAGGUUGCAUUAGAAAACGCUUAAAACCACAAAACAAUUUGCAACAAAGAAAAACAAAAACUGAAGAAAACUUAACAAGCAAUCAUUCGUGACACUUUCAUCAAACCUGCAUUUAAUGUCGUGUGUAUGGAUAGAGAAAACAUCAAUCUUACCGUGCGAGAUGCUUCUCGGUGUUUCUAUGAAACUUUAAAUGGAAAAUAUUAUUUUUCUAAAAUCUUAACUCAUUAGUGAUAGGUGGCAUUCACACUAAAUUGGAGCAAAAUUCAUAUAUCAGACAUGUAAUACCUACAUUAGCCAUUAGGACUUAACAUUGAGUAGCGGUUAAGAGACACGUGAGAGGUACUGAAUAAAAUCUCAAAUUAUUAAAACAAACAUACCUAUA